AUGGGCGGCUGCAGCAUCCUCCUCCUCCUCCUCCCUCGCCGGCUCCCCGGCCGUACCUGCGGCCGCGCCGCGUCCUCGCUGAGCGCUCUGCGGCCGGCGGAGACGCUGCCCGGGCCGCCCAGCUGGCCGCUCAUGGGCAGCCUGCCCGAUGUGCUCUGGAAAGGGGGGCUCAAGAGGCAGCACGAGACGCUGGCUCAGUACCACCGGAGGUUCGGGAAGAUUUUCCGCAUGAAGCUGGGCGCGUUCGACUCGGUGCACAUCGCGGCUCCCUGCCUGCUGGAGGCUCUGUACCGCCGCGAGAGCGCCUGCCCCCAGCGCCUCGAGAUCAAGCCCUGGAAAGCCUAUCGCGACUAUCGCGACGAGGGCUACGGGCUGCUCAUCCUGGAGGGAAAGGACUGGCAGAGGGUGAGAAGCGCCUUUCAGAAGAAAUUAAUGAAGCCCAGGGAGGUUGUGAAACUGGAUACGACGAUCAAUGAGGUCCUGGAGGAUUUUAUGCACAGAAUAGAUGAAAUUUGUGACCACAAUGGACAGAUGGAAGAUGUCUAUUCAGAAUUCAACAAAUGGUCUUUUGAAAGUAUCUGUCUGGUGCUGUAUGGAAAGAGGUUUGGCCUCCUGCAGCAGGACGUGGAAGAAGAAAGUCUGAACUUCAUCAAGGCUGUAAAAACGAUGAUGGCCACUUUUGGGAUGAUGAUGGUGACCCCCGUGGAGCUGCACAAGGGGCUCAACACCAAAGUCUGGCAAGCUCACACCAAAGCAUGGGAUGAUAUCUUUAAAACAGCCAAGCACUCCAUCGACUGCCGGCUGCAGAAGCACUCAGCCAACCCCCAGGAGGAUUUGCUGUGUGACAUCUACUCGGGGGGACACCUGUCCAGGAAGGAGCUCUAUGCUGCCAUCGCAGAGCUGCAGAUCGCUGGAGUGGAGACGACAGCCAACAGUUUGCUGUGGGCUCUGUACAACCUUUCCCGCAAUCCACACGUCCAGCAGAAGCUUUUCCAGGAAAUCCAGAGAGUUUUGGCUGCUCAGGAGAACCCAAGUGCUGAGAGCCUGAGGAAUAUGCCUUACCUAAAAGCCUGCCUCAAAGAAUCCAUGAGAUUAACUCCAUCAGUGCCUUUCACCACUCGCACCAUCGACACAGAAAUGGUUCUGGGAAAUUACGUGCUGCCCAAAGGGACGGUGCUGAUGAUCAACAGCCACGCCCUGGGAUGCAGUGAGGAAUAUUUCAGGGGCUGGGCUGAGUUCAGACCCGAACGUUGGCUGCUCAAGGGCUCCAUCCAUCCCUUCUCCCACGUGCCCUUCGGCCUCGGCAAGAGGAUGUGCGUGGGGCGCCGCGUGGCAGAGCUGCAGCUGCACCUGGCCCUGUGCUGGCUGCUCCGUAAGUACCACAUUGUGGCCACGGACAGGGAGCCGGUGGAGACGCUGCACUCGGGAAUUCUCAUCCCCAGCCGAGCUCUGCCCAUCGCCUUCCACCCACGAGCAGGUUGGUGCAGCUCUUUUGGGACCUGA
Molecule: messenger RNA, 1503 nt
Organism: Sturnus vulgaris (Common starling)
Lineage: Eukaryota; Metazoa; Chordata; Aves; Passeriformes; Sturnidae
Gene: CYP24A1
Product: cytochrome P450 family 24 subfamily A member 1
Biological process (GO): glucocorticoid biosynthetic process; cortisol metabolic process; cholesterol metabolic process
Cellular component (GO): mitochondrial inner membrane
Molecular function (GO): heme binding; monooxygenase activity; iron ion binding
Source: RefSeq, a predicted model, not a curated record